AGGGAGUCGAGUUUCUUAAAUGCGCCGCCGUCGCCCACUUCCACAGCAGAGCCGCGGAGCGCAGUGACCGGAGCGGCGGGGAAGCACCAACCGUGAUCCUUCUGUCCCAGAGCGGCUGUGGACACUCACAUCUGCGGCCGGACCAUCCGUCAGUGCGUCGGUUCCUCCAGCCUCCGACUUCUCCAGAGCAAACGAAAGAGUUCAUGAGCAGCAGGAAGCUCCUCAGGGUUCCAUACCUGGAUUAAAACGCGCAGUCGACGAUUCACGUCACAGAUUUAAAUCUUUUUUUUCUUCAUCUUUUUGGUAAAGGAGGGUUUUUCCUCGUCUCUGUCACAAUGUUGUGGAAAUUAGCCGACAACGUGAAAUAUGAGGAUGACUGUGAGGAAAGACACGAUGGCAGCAGCAACGGGAACCCGCGGCUGCCUCACCUGCCCGCGGUCAGCCAGCACCUCUACAGCCCGUCCCCCGCCCUCUCACACUCGGCCAGCUCGGACUUCCAGCCCCCGUACUUCCCUCCUCCCUACCAGCCCAUCACCUACCCACAGCCCAACGACCCUUACUCCCACCUGGGCGACCCCUUCAACAUCAACUCCAUUCACCAGUCGCAGUCGUCGAACCAGCAGCAGCCGUGGCCCGGCCGCCAGGGCCAGGAGGGGCUGGGCGCGCACGCUCGGAGCGGACUGGCGAGUCAGAUCCUGGGCCUGGACGGAGGCUCCUCCGGGGUGAGGAGGGAAGGCUUCCGCCGGCCCGAGCUGCUCCCCCAGCACGCACAUAGCCUCGAGUCGUCGGUCAUCAGUGACAGCAUGGGGAUGCACGACAUAGGCCACGGACUGGAGGAUGUUCAACAUGUAGAUGACCACAGUAUUAUAAUGGCCGAUCAGACAGUCAUCAAGAAAGUAUUAGGACUACGAGGUGGCAGGAACCUUGAUCGCUUACAGAGGACUUAUUAUCAGGGGGGCGUUCUUGCGGGUCCCGUCACUCUACCCAAAGGAAAUGCACUGGGUCUUCCCUUCCAGAAAGAGUCCCUGCUGGGCAUGGUAUCAAAUCCCACGGAGGUGUUCUGCUCCGUGCCAGGCCGCCUUUCCCUGCUGAGCUCCACUUCCAAGUACAAGGUGACCGUGGCAGAGGUCCAGAGACGUCUGUCACCCCCAGAGUGUCUCAACGCAUCGCUCCUGGGAGGGGUUUUACGCAGAGCCAAGUCAAAAAAUGGCGGUCGCUCUCUGAGAGAAAAGCUGGAUAAAAUUGGGCUGAACCUGCCGGCAGGAAGGAGGAAGGCAGCCAACGUCACUCUACUUACCUCACUCGUAGAAGGUGAAGCUGUUCAUUUAGCGAGAGACUUUGGUUACGUAUGUGAGACGGAGUUCCCUGCAAAGGCGAUUGCUGAAUACCUCGGCAGGCCGCACGUAGAACGCAAUGAGGUUAACUCUCGGAAGAAUAUGCUCCUUGCUGCCAAGCAAAUCUGCAAGGAGUUUACUGACUUGCUCACUCAGGAUCGAUCACCUCUGGGAAACUCUCGGCCGGCUCCCAUCAUGGAGCCUGGAAUCCAAGGCUGCCUGACCCACUUCAGCCUCAUCACUCAUGGCUUUGGCUCUCCGGCCAUCUGCGCCGCCAUGACCUCACUGCAGAACUACCUGAACGAGGCGCUCAAACAAGUGGACAAGAUGUACCUGAGCUCUGGCAACGACAACCAGGGAUCCUCAGACAGUGGAAGCAAAUCUACCGACAAAAUGGACAAGCACAGGAAAUGAGAGCUCACAAGAGAAUCCCUACAAACUUGAGAACCCCCCCCGCCCCGAGCCCCUUAAUCUUGCUGCCCUGUCUGCCCUUUUUGGACUUUUUUAAAAUCAAUAUUUAGUAUUGUCUUUUUGAAAGCUGAAUUUGUGCGUGACUGUGUAUGUACGUACUGUAUGCUCGCACUGUUAAAUUUAUAUAUUUUUAGAAGUUGAGGAUUUCUAAAAACUUGUCACAGCCGGCUGCAGUUCAGUCUGUUUUGGCACCUACGGUUAACGCCCGUGGAAUGAUCCUAAUGGGAGCGCCUCCUGUGAAGAUGUAUUACAGACCAUAUCAUAGCGACCACUCUGCAGUCCUAUACAGUUGCCAAUGUGCCGACGCUACAACCAUGGGACCUGCACUCUGUUGACAAGAAGAGGAAAAAGAACAAAGUGCAUACUGUUUUUUUUUCUCCCUAGAGGACAUCAUUUCAAGAUGAGUUGCUGUGGCUGUGAAUUCCUCUCAGCUUUCCCCCUUCUGCUCCGUCUGGAGGCAAAUCCACUGAUUUCCUGUGUCUCAAUGGACUUGCAAAAGGACAAUUUUUAUAUGAGAAAAAGAGAGAGAAGAAUAUCCACUUCGUUUUCUUUACUUUUUUAUGCUUGAUUUGUACAACCACUUCAAAAUGGCUCCAGUGUUAUUGUGCUUUGUUUCACGAGAGAUGAUUUGAAUCUUAUGUAAGCCUGAAUAAGAAUUGACGAUUUUUGGUUUGUCAGUCUGUGUUUGGUCAGAAACCAGAGACUUCAAAGUCGUUAUAAUAGAAGCCUCUUCAGUGUUCAUGUGGAUUACAGGCAUAGCAGUGCUUCCAUUGUUCCUCUAUCUUUUAUACCAGGCAGUGAGAACAAUAUUUUUGUGACUGUUAGGUAUUAAUCAUCAUUAGUAUUUAAAAACCUCAUGUUGACAUCAAUCCACCAACCAGUUUAGUCCUGCCGGAGUGUAUGCAUGUUGUGAGAGUGUGUGUAAAUGUACAUAUUUCCUUCUUCAAAAAUCUUUUAAUUAGACAUUAAAUUCCACACAUAGAAUUUUAUCCAGUGUCUUGUCCUGGAUGUAAAUAUUUUCUAAUUUAUGUUGUAAUUUAAUGGGCUUGUGUAAAUAAUGGUAUCAUUCUGGUGUAUGGUUUAACUUUUUAUGAUGAUGAUGUGUUAAACUUUUAUAAAUGGGUUAGUUUUUUAUCGAGUAGAGGUUAGGAAGUGGGCAUGAUAUACCUUUUUUGAAAAUAUGUAAAAAAAAAAAAAAAAA
Molecule: messenger RNA, 3006 nt
Organism: Paralichthys olivaceus (Japanese flounder)
Lineage: Eukaryota; Metazoa; Chordata; Actinopteri; Pleuronectiformes; Paralichthyidae
Gene: tfap2c
Product: transcription factor AP-2 gamma (activating enhancer binding protein 2 gamma)
Biological process (GO): regulation of cell population proliferation; regulation of transcription by RNA polymerase II; anatomical structure development
Cellular component (GO): nucleus
Molecular function (GO): RNA polymerase II transcription regulatory region sequence-specific DNA binding; DNA-binding transcription factor activity, RNA polymerase II-specific
Source: RefSeq, a predicted model, not a curated record